Phaeodactylum tricornutum CCAP 1055/1 is the source of this 1290-nucleotide messenger RNA. RefSeq lists its product with no specific name. The record is from RefSeq and is a predicted model, not a curated record. The transcript has a single exon. The coding region runs from base 82 to 1290 and encodes 402 amino acids. Gene Ontology annotation, molecular function: phosphoric diester hydrolase activity. NCBI's taxonomy places the organism in Eukaryota, Bacillariophyta, Bacillariophyceae, Surirellales, Neidiaceae. Gene Ontology annotation, biological process: lipid metabolic process.
GCGAAUCUCAGCGUUGUAAAGAAUCUGAGAUUCCUCUUGCGACACCUCCAUUUGAUUCUUCGACUGAAAAUUUUUAUCAUCAUGUUGAGCACGUCUUCAUCUCUUUCAUCUCUAGCGACAGCCGAGCCGUACAUUCCUCAGCUGAUGUCCAACACAAUGACGAAUUCGAUCGCUCAAUCUCCGACGGUUUUUUCCAAUAUGGUUGACACCUUGUUGGCAUCAGCUUCGACAACCUCACAGAUAGCAGCGUUUGCCACCAAUGCGCGGCUUCUGGAGCAUAAAAGGAAAGACUCACCCUAUUUUGAUCAAUGCCAUACUCAUGUUGACCUGACUCUCAACGUUCGACCCCGAAUUGACUUGCGGGAGGCAGGUGAAAAGAGCUCGCAGACAGACCUCCAUAGCUUACGUCGGCAAUUGCGUAUCACGACCGACAUGCUGCCAACGUCACCUCCCACGAUUGUCGGACACCGCGGUGCACUCUACGACUGCCUCGAAAACACCCGACAAGGAUUCUUACGCUGCGCCCAGAUAGGCGUCGAUGCGGUCGAAUUGGACGUGUUUUUGCUUAGAGACAAUACUCUCGCGGUGUUUCACGGCGGCGGGACUGACGAAAAUCCCGGUGAUUUAUCCGAGUACUGUGUUGGUCAAGAUGGUAGAAACAUUUUGGAUUUGACGUACGACGAGUGCCUGCGAUUACAGUUCAAUCAACAUUUUGAUGAAUUUCCGUGCGGGGCUGACGAAAUCGCACGUGGCGUUAUUCCAACACUAGAACAGGUUCUGCGAGAUCUCAAACCUACUGGAUGCAACGUGAAAGUUGAACUCAAAGGACCAGGAACUGUUGAACCCUCUCUCAAACUUGUGGAAGAACUGGGUAUGAUGAAUCAGGUUCAAUUCAGUAGUUUUUACCAUGAUCGACUCAAGUUAUUACGUGAGUUACGUCCGGAUAAGAAUGGGAAUGGCCAGUACGCGGUCCGAACCGGUGCUCUCUUUGAUGAAGUGCCAGUCGACUAUCUUACUCAAGCAUUAGACUGUGGCGCCACCGAAGUACAUUUGCGGUACGAUACCUGCACUGUGGAACGCGUACAAGCAAUUCACAAUGCCGGUCUCGGUACGAUGGCGUGGUUCCGGGGUCCCGUCGGCAUGAAGACCGAUACGAAAAACAAAUUUUGGGAUGUAGGGAAUGAGGACGAAGAGUGCUAUCGGGUGGUAAUGGCCUCAGGCGUACAGCAAUUGUGUUGCAAUCGUCCUGUCGAGGCUUUGGCAUUUUGUAAUGCUCUCUAUCAUGCCUGA